Astrephomene gubernaculifera is the source of this 741-nucleotide messenger RNA. The record is from the annotation of a GenBank genome assembly. NCBI's taxonomy places the organism in Eukaryota, Viridiplantae, Chlorophyta, Chlorophyceae, Chlamydomonadales, Astrephomenaceae.
GCGCUGGCGGCUCAGGGGGAGGGACAGCGGGAGCCCAAUGCUGGGCAGGUGGGUGGGGAGGCGCUUCCACAAGCAGCGACCGGCACCACAGCAAGGCAAACUACUGCGGCUGAGGCCAAGGGGUUGGGGAUGACAGCCGCACCCGCCACCACCGCCACUGCAGCACCAGUGCCAGGAACAGCUGUGGCAUCGGCACUAGUUGCGGCGGCCGCUGCGGCAGCGUCACCAAGUGUAGCCCGGCAGCAAAGUAGCUUGCAGCUGGCGGUGGCAGAGGGUUCGCAGCAAGGGCUGGCGCGGCCACAUCAGCAAGAGCAGCGGGGAGUGCGGCAUGCAGCGGAGCCCGGUGGCACAGCAGGCGCAGCAGCUGCUCUAGCCGCCAGUGAUCGGGCGAUGGCGGCGCAGGGGGAUGAACAUGAGGAGCUGGUUGCUGGACAGCUGGAUCAGGAGGCGGCGGUUGGGGGUGUACCUGAGGCGGCCGGCGGGGACCAGCAGGCGCAGGAGGGGCAGGAGGAGGUGGCGGCAAAGCGGCGCCAGGAGGUGCGGAGGCAGCCCGAGCGGAGGGGUCGGCGGCCCAAGCGCUACCGCUGGGAGGGCUUUACUGCUGGCGUGUCAUCGAGCGACGGCACGCCAGACGACGAGGAGGAUGUCAACUGGAGCCCCGACGACGGGAGGUGAUUACGCCGGCUCUAAUGAUGAGUCGUAACGUGGCUGCGACUUCCUGCGUAAUGGAGUGCAUGGGCA